This is a messenger RNA of Anneissia japonica, 3165 nucleotides long. RefSeq names its product D(1C) dopamine receptor-like. The record is from RefSeq and is a predicted model, not a curated record. The transcript has 2 exons. The coding region runs from base 23 to 964 and encodes 313 amino acids. Gene Ontology annotation, biological process: G protein-coupled receptor signaling pathway. Gene Ontology annotation, cellular component: membrane. Gene Ontology annotation, molecular function: G protein-coupled receptor activity. Lineage: Eukaryota; Metazoa; Echinodermata; Crinoidea; Comatulida; Comatulidae.
GAUUUUGUAAAAUAGCUGAAGAAUGGAAAUGCAAGACCCAACUGAUAUCUUUGGUGAAAAUUUCAAUGUUUCAUGGACGUAUUCAUAUUCAGACAUAAGUAGUGCAGAUCUACUUGCGUCUUGGGAGUUUGUAAUAUAUGUCAUUGGGAUUGUUUUCGGAAGUGUUGCUUUUCUAGGCAAUGUUUUCACAGUCAUUAUUGCAUUAGCUAUGGAAGAAAUACGUGGAAAAUUCAGUAAUUACCAAAUAAUAAGCCUCGCCAUGAAGGAUGCUAUAAUAGGGGGUAUAACAGUUUAUUCCUAUGUAAUUCUAUUGAUACGCCAAUGGCAAAAAAUAUAUUCAAGUAAUUUGGGCAUUAUAGCGAGUAUGCUACUUACUUCAUCUUCACUCACAAUUAUAAUGAUAGCAACAGAACGUUGUUUUGCUAUUAUUGCUCCAUUUCAGCAUAGUCGGUACGUUACAAAAAAGCGAUUGACCAUUAUAAUAGUCAUAGAUUGGUUUGUAACCAUAAGUUUAGCUAUUAUAUUUCCAAUUACAAACAUGGAUAAUGGCAUAUGGGUUGUUCGUGAUUGUGUAAUGCUAUGCGCACCAGUUUUAACAUUUAUCGUAUAUCUUGUGAUUAUUUUAGCUGUGAGGCGACAUGAGACAAAGAUUAAACAAUUAGCCAAUAAUAUAUUCCAGAGAAAGAAAAGAAAUCAAAAUGUUCAAAUGAUAAAGACAUUCACAUUGGUUGCUGGAAUAUUCAUCAUAUGCUACAUUCCGUAUGGUGUAUUUGUACUACAAUAUUACUUAAGCCCAUUUUCAUUAGGACUAUUAAUGGCUGGCAGAAUUUUUGCGACGCUUAUCCCAUUGAAUUCAGCAGCGAACAUGUUUAUUUACUGGUGGCGGAUUCCUGAAUUUCGAAUGGCUUACAUGCGGGUACUCUGUUGUCACAAAAAUAUGGGUUCCACGCUGAAAGGUGUUUAGACCCUACACAUGAAUCAUUUGAGUAUGCAUUUUUAUCUGGUUCAAUAGAAAAUACAUAUUCAUUCAGUCACAAAAGAAUUAAUAAGUGGAGGCCGUGUGUGCUGUUCUUUCAGGCUAUGCCUGGUAACACUGGAUGACACGCAACUAGAUUUGUACAGUUGGAAUGAAUUCUGUCAAUUUUGUUUCUGUGGUUCUUCGACCAAAAAUUGCCUUUCAAAACUCAAAACUCAUUCAAUAUCAGUUACUUUAAAGUCAGGCUCCGGAGGGAAACAAUUUUAUAUGUUGUAGCAAUGAUUUUUCUAAGACAGAAAAAGGUUGUGUGACGAAAAACUGGGAAACGGUGAAUGAGAUACAGAUUUUUGAAUAUUUAAAAACUGGGGGGAAGGGGCGUAACCGCCCUUUUUAACACCAUUUUCCCCCCAGUUUUCAGUGCUACAACAUAUAAUGUUUUCCCCUCCGGAGCCCGACUUUAACUAAUACUUAUCUACCGGUACGUAUUCACUGCUGGUGCAUAACUACUAGGCCUACGUAUCUACUUGGUACGUACCCACUGGUACGUAUCUACUGGUACGUUUCUACUAGUACCUUCCCACUGGAACAAGCAGGAAUUUUUUCAGGCGUGCACUCAACGCACAGCUGCAUGGCUUACUUUAAUUAUAAUAAAUAUUUUUAUAUAUUGUAUCUACUUAUCUUUUUAUUAGGUCUAUUGUCACUUUAAAUGUAUUUUAAAGUGUUUGAUAUGAUGACUGUAUUCAUUUUUUAUUUUAAAAAAUACUCUAUUUAAAUGUUUAUAUAAUAUCUGAAUUGGUGUAUAUAGAAUAAUCGUUUGGAUGCUACUUUGAUAUUAUUUGUCGUUGUCAUGAGGAAAGCCCCUCUCCACAUUAGACCUAUCUUCUACUUUUGAGCAAUCCUGCCACAUGACAAUAUAUUUAUAUUUUUGUAUAAAAUAAUUAUGAUUAUUGAAUGUCAGUCAAUACGAAGUGACGAUACCGUACUUCGAGCGAAUGCUAAUUCGAACGGAUGCCAGUUAGAGCGGAGGCGUUUAGUGUGACCUAUAACAAGAGCGAAUUGUUUUUUUAUAUAUAUAUAAUUUUUGUUUUGUCUUUUUGGUUUUGUUUUUUGUUUUUGUUUUGUUUUUGUUUUUUAUUUUUUGGAACGAGGGGCCCGACAUUUUAGUUUUGUUUUUUUUUUAAAUAUAAUAUAAACCUUAGUUUCAUUCAAUGCGGCCCCGACAGUUUUAAACAUUGAAAAUAGGCCUGGCAUCAUCAUAAGGAUAUCGCUGUCAAAAAAACAGGCUCGAUGAAUUGACCGUAAUCUCAAUUGAAAUAAAAAGGCACGAAGAGAAGGUCGGUUAAAUGCAUAGUUCACAAUGACAAAUUUUGUAUUUUGUGAUUUUCUUCUUUGCAUUGUAUAUAUUUCUCACUAAGAUAGUCUCUCAGUUAUUUACACCUACAUAGAGUACAUAGGCCUAUACCAGUUCCGAAAGUUAGCCCAUGUAUGUUGGUUUUGUCAUCAUAAAAUUGUGUGAAAUAUUUCAACAGUCAUGGACCAUAAUUAUUUUAUGUUCUCUGACAACACAGUUAACAGUUCAUAAAUGCCACAAGCCAUGAGCGCGACAGGGCGAAGCCCCCUUGGACCCCCACCAGGGGCCUCCACCCCCUGGACCGAACGGGGCCUUUCGCGGCCCCCUGGCCUUGAGCGUCUGCUUGUUCGCUUUGAGAACUCAAACUCGCUCUGCUCUCGAAUAUUAGGGCCCCUAAUAACAGUCACCGCCAGGGCCCUACAAACCCCGUGACGCCACUGUACGCCACUGCCAAAUAAGUGUAAGACUAAAAAGAAGAAAACAGCCAAGUUAUAGCAAAUUUGAAUCCGAAGAGGGCGAAAAACUAUCAAUGUUCAGUCAAGAUAAGAAAUUCGGACAAUCAAGUUAAAUGUUUGCAAAACUGGAUUCUUUUUCGCUCGAAAUAAUCGGGAUAGUAAUAUUAAUUUUUUUUUUACUUCUGUGAUAAUAGCAAAUUUGUUGUGCUAAAUUAUAGCGAUAAAUGUAGAGGUACAUUUACUAUGAUACAAAACUAACAAAAAAAAAUUACGGUAUUAUUUCUGAAAAUAUGUUUGAAUGCACAAUUGAACUGUUUAUUUAUGAAAACGGUUUAUUUUAUUUUGGUAGGGAACAAAAUGUCUUAUUGUUAUAUAUUAAUAAC